This is a messenger RNA of Knipowitschia caucasica, 375 nucleotides long. The record is from the annotation of a GenBank genome assembly. Lineage: Eukaryota; Metazoa; Chordata; Actinopteri; Gobiiformes; Gobiidae.
AUGGACAGAGGACAGAGGAGAAAAGACAGGAGAGAGGACAGGGGAGAAAGGACAGAGGACAGAGGAGAGAGGACAGAGGAGAAAGGACAGAGGAGAGAGGACAGAGAGCAGGGGACAGAGGAGAAAGGACAGAGGACAGAGGAGAAAGGACAGAGGAGAGAGGACAGAGAGCAGGGGACAGAGGAGAAAGGACAGAGGAGAGAGGACAGAGGAGAAAGGACAGAGGAGAGAGGACAGAGAGCAGAGGACAGAGAGCAGAGGACAGAGGAGAGAGGACAGAGAGCAGGGGACAGAAGAGAAAGGACAGCGGACAGAGGAGAAAGGACAGAGGAGAGAGGAGAAAGGACAGAGGAGAGAGGACAGAGUCAGGCCUGA